Molecule: messenger RNA, 692 nt
Organism: Paramecium octaurelia
Lineage: Eukaryota; Ciliophora; Oligohymenophorea; Peniculida; Parameciidae
Source: the annotation of a GenBank genome assembly
AAAGAAAAGAUGGCCGAGGAAUAAUAACCAUUUUCAUUUACUCCAGAAGGUGGAAGUGCCACAAAUUCAACUAAAGAUUAUACAGGCAAAGGAACAGCUACGUAAUUAUGUCUUGUAUUUCAACAGUUAUCCAAAUGGUGAUACUUAUGAAGGUUAGUAUGUGAAUGGAGCGAGAGAAGGAAAAGGGAAAUACACGUAUAAUCCUUCAGGAGAUAAAUACGAAGGAGUAUUUUAACAGAAUUUGAAACACGGAAUUGGACGAUUGAUUUAUAAUAAUAACAAAGGGGAAUAUUAUGGAUAGUGGGAGUAAGGGCUAAGACAUGGAGAAGGACUAUAUACAUACGCUAAUAAGGAUGUGUAUUCAGGACAAUGGUCGAGAGGAAAGAAACAUGGGCAAGGUACCUAUGUUUUUAAUGACACUGCCAUGAGAGUAUUAAUAAUAUCAUAUUAUCGAAUAGUUUAGAGGUACUUGGAAUAAUAACGAGAUUGUUGAUGGAGAAUGGAUUUAUCCAAAUGGAACAAUUUAUAGAGGACCAUUUUAACAUAAUAAGCCUUAUGGUGUUGGCAGAUUUGAAUUUCCUAAUCAAAAUUAAGUGGAAGGUUAUUAUACAUAAACCAUUGUUCCUAAUGCUAAUCCAGAAGACACUACCUUAAAUAUAUAAUUGGAAUGGGUUACAACAAAACAUAAUUGA